This is a messenger RNA of Diaporthe citri, 1953 nucleotides long. RefSeq lists its product as uncharacterized. Gene Ontology annotation, biological process: transmembrane transport. Lineage: Eukaryota; Fungi; Ascomycota; Sordariomycetes; Diaporthales; Diaporthaceae. The transcript is spliced from 3 exons. Gene Ontology annotation, cellular component: membrane. The record is from RefSeq and is a predicted model, not a curated record. The coding region runs from base 1 to 1953 and encodes 650 amino acids. Gene Ontology annotation, molecular function: transmembrane transporter activity.
AUGAAGCAGCAUGAGGCUGGAGCGGUGGGAGGAGGAGGAGGAGGAGGAGGGGACACGAACAAAGACUCCUGGGAGAAGUGGACCGAGGAGACGAAGGCGGCCAUCGAGUUCGAGGAAGACCCUCACAGGGCGGCGCUGUUCGACAAUCCGAAACUUGUGUAUGUUGGGAAGAAAACAUGGGCAGCGCUGAUUGCACUCGGAAUCUCUCUCGGGGCGCCCAUCGGGCUGACCUUUGUCACAUUGAACUCCAUACUGGUCGUGGUUACGGAGGAAGUUGGCGGCCAAAACUUGAUACCUUGGGUGGUUGGCGCGUGGUCAAUCGCCAGUGCGUCGACAGCGGGAGUAGGAGGCUACCUGAGCGACAUAUUCGGCAGGCGUAACAUCAUUCUCGUCGGUAACCUUCUCGUUUUUAUUGGAUGCAUAUUAGGAGCUACUGCUCGCAGUAUCGGGGUCAUCAUCACUGCUCAAACGCUCGUCGGGAUGGGCGCCGGGUUUCUGUUUGACGCCUAUGCUGCAGCCACCGAGAUGCUCCCUAACAAAUGGCGGGCACUCGCAGCCGGUAUGGUGGAGGCAGGAAUCAAUGUCCCCUGGGCAACAAUCUCGGGGGUGCUCGCCAAUGCAGUCGCCCGCUAUGCCAGCUGGAGAUGGAUAUACUACAUUGCGAUUCUUUGGAGCUUUCUGGCGUUCAAAGCCACGGCACUCCUCUACUGGCCUGUCUCAAGACCACGGGGCGACUUCCACAAGUCUCGUGGACAGCAGUUCAAAGAGCUGGACUACAUAGGCCUGUUCUCUAUCACUGCUGGCCUAAUCAUUUUGGUCAGCGGCCUCACACUGGGCGGCGAGACCUAUCCAUGGGACCAUCCCUUCACCGUUGCUCCACUCGCUGUCGGCCCUGCGAUCUUGCUGUUAGGAUGCAUAUACGACUGGACGGUGGCGGCCAACCCGAUGAUUCCGCUCAAGCUUUUCAAGCCCAAGAUGUUCCGCCGAUACGUGGCCGUACUCAUCGUCCUCUUCAUGAGCGGGAUGAAUUUCCACGCCCUGAGCACGCUGCUUCCUCAAGGGGCUCUCCUGAUGUUCACCACGGACGGGAUGAAGAUAGGAGUCAUGUCACUACCAAACACCAUGGUCCAGCUCGUCGUGGGCGUCAUAGUCCCGCUAUUCUCCCACAGGAUCCCAGAGUACAUACCACACUGCACGAUCAAGUGGCAGAUGGUGGCCGCGAUGGUGAUGCAGGUCGUCUUUCUCGCCCUGUCGGCGGCGUCUGUUGACCCGAACAAUUACUACGCCUACAUACUCCUCACGGGCCUCGGGGUGUCAAUGUUCACGGGCGUCACGGUCCUUUCGUACGCAAUUGCCGGAAUGCACGUUCCUCACUCGCAACUCGGCACAGCACUCGGAUUCCUGGGGACAUUUCGAUCGACCGGCGGAGCGGUUGGGAACGCUCUCUUCCGUUACAUCUUCCAGACCACAUCGGAACGCAUGACCGCCAAGAGGCUUCGACCAGUAUGUGAGAGGCUUGGUGCGUGCCCGACCGAGGCUGCGUUCAACACGCUCCUCGUCGAUGCUGUGGCCUACAACCAAGGAGUCCCAGGGAAGCUCUCAGACCUGACCCCACAGGUACGGCUGGCCAUACGAGAGGCACUCCGUGGGGCCUACGGCUACAGCUUCAGGGUCGUCUUCUGCGCCACCAUCCCGCUUGGUGUUAUCGCUCUUCUCUGUGCGCUCUGCAUCGACGACCCCCAUGCUUUCAUGAACAAUCACGUUCAAUUCAGAAUGUACGAGCGCGGGGGCCUCGGCUUCCGCAAGUCAGACAGCCCGGCGCCCACCGGGGCCACGGUCCUGUUUCCGGGGAAGAAGAAGCACUUCGAUGCGAAGGAUGGCGAGCUGGAACUGCAGAGGGGGCCGUCCCAGAGCUCACAUGCACAACUCAAUCCUGAGACCAAGUCCAUCUGA